Messenger RNA from Tetrahymena thermophila SB210, 1626 nucleotides. Its product is annotated as transmembrane protein, putative. NCBI's taxonomy places the organism in Eukaryota, Ciliophora, Oligohymenophorea, Hymenostomatida, Tetrahymenidae. The record is from RefSeq and is a predicted model, not a curated record. The transcript is spliced from 4 exons.
AUGGGUUUUUCUUAGUUUGAUAUAUUUUCUCAAAGUUUCUCCUUCAAUAUUGAUAAAAACUAGGUAAGAUAGAGCACAUCUAUUGGAAUUAUUUCAAGUCUAAUAGUUUUAACAAUUGCUGCUUCCUAUUAUGUUUAUCUACUUGAUUUAUAUUUCACCAAUUAAAUAGAUCCAAUUUAUAGAUCUCAGAGCAUUAUCAAUGAUGAAAUAGUAGAUAUCACCUUGGAUUCAAAUCUUGUAGGAUUUAGAUAUGAGUAUGAUACUAAUAAGAGCAUAGACUUAUUGUAAGCUUAGAAUAAUAAAACUUAUAUUGUUUAAAUUGCUUAGUUUUAUUAUGCUGAUGAAUAAAAUAGCUUUUAGGUAGAUCUAGAUAUUGUUAAAUGCACAGAUCCUAAUUUAAUUGGCUAUUAUUGCAUAGACUUUUCUAGCAUUUAGAAUUAGACUUUAAUUCUAAGCACCUCUGAAAAUAUUUUAUCUCAUAUAGCAAUAAAUAUUUACGGAUGCUUAGAUCUUGAUAUGUACAAGACUACUAUUCCAAAUAACUGUGCAAGUCAAAGUGAAAUUGAUUAUAUCAUGAAUUGCUUCAAUUCUGGAGUCAGACUAAAACUAUUUACAUCUUAGUUUAAUACUACGACAAAACAAGCAUAAGUAAAAUACAGAAAUUAAUUUAUUUAUACUUCAGCAGAUCAACUUGUUUAGACAAUUCUUAAGGCAUAAAAGUAAGUGACAUCAGUUAAAUAAGGAUUUUUGAUAUAAAAUUCAACAGAAUUUUCUUCACCAAUUCAAUAUAAUCCAUUUUAAUAGACAUACGAUAGGUAGUAUAGCAUUAGAAGUUUAAAUUAUUCAGGUUAUAGUUAUGUUUAGAUAAAAAUGGAUGAAAUUAUGGAUGUAAUCAAAAUAUAAUACCCUACAAUUCCUUAAAUUUUAGCUCUUGGAAAUAUUGAAUUUGAGUUAAGUGAAUAUAAAGAGGAAAAUGAAACCAUUCAGAGUAAUAAAAAUAGACCUUAAAGAAGAAAAACAAAGUAGCUUUUUGACCCUUAAAAUCUAAAAUUAGAUUUAAAAAAUCAAAAUACCUAUCUAAAUUUAAGAUGUUCAACCAUUAAUUCUCCAAAAGAAAUAAAAAUUUUGCAAGAAAAAUUGAAUUUGAGAAAACUUUUAUAGAACUUUAAAGAUAUAUUCAAUCAAAAAUUUUCAAAAACAAUUCAUUAGAACAUUUUCAAAACCAAGUGUUGUAAAAAAAAUGAUUAUUUAUUAAGUAAAGGACUAGAUUAAUACACUAAAAAAUUUAUUGAAGACUAAAUAAACAAAGAUUUGAACAUAUUCGAAAUUUAUAAAGAUAUCAUAUUUUUGAAAAAGGCAAUAAUGAUCUUGUUGGAUAAACAAUAACUUGCUGCCAUUAAGCUUGUAGGUUGUUCUUAAAGUUUUUUAGGUAUCUAAAAGCAUAAUAUGAACACAUUAUAACAAUUUGAAACUAAUGAUUAAAAAAUGAGUCAUUUUGAAGAGUAAUUUGCAAAUUCUAUUUCUGAAGAGCUUUAAUACUAGAACAUAAAGCUAUUUCUAUUAAAAUGUCAAAAUGAACAGAAUAUGAAUGAAUUAGAUAAAAGAAUAUUAUCUUCUUUAUAUUGA